Molecule: messenger RNA, 2342 nt
Organism: Tyto alba (common barn owl)
Lineage: Eukaryota; Metazoa; Chordata; Aves; Strigiformes; Tytonidae
Gene: YKT6
Product: YKT6 v-SNARE homolog
Exons: 8
Coding region: 121-717 (198 amino acids)
Biological process (GO): endoplasmic reticulum to Golgi vesicle-mediated transport
Cellular component (GO): Golgi apparatus
Molecular function (GO): SNAP receptor activity
Source: RefSeq, a predicted model, not a curated record
GCGGACCGGGGUCACUUCCGGUCUGCCGCGGUUCUGCUUCCGGGUCGGUCCCGGUUCUUGCUCGGCCGCCGCCGCCUCCGCAGCCGGUUCCGGAGCCGCCGCACGGCGGGAGACACUGCGAUGAGGCUGUACAGCCUGAGUGUGCUUUACAAAGGCGACCCUAAAGUGCGGUUACUGAAAGCUGCUUAUGACGUGUCCACCUUCAACUUCUUCCAGAGACCCAGUGUGCAGGAAUUCAUGACCUUCACGAGCCAACUGAUUGUGGAGCGCUCGGAGCUGGGCAGCAGAGCCUCAGUCAAGGAGCAAGAGUACCUUUGCCACAUGUACGUUCGGAACGACGGGCUGGCUGGAGUGGUGAUUGCAGAUAACGAGUAUCCGCAGCGGGUUUGCUUCACUUUGCUGGACAAGGUGCUGGAUGAAUUCUCCAGGCAGGUCAGCAAAAUAGACUGGCCUUCAGGAUCCCCAGCGACUAUCAGCUACACGGCCCUGGACGGGUACCUCAGUAAAUACCAGAACCCCCGCGACGCCGACCCAAUGACCAGAGUGCAGGCGGAGCUGGACGAGACCAAAAUCAUCCUGCACAACACCAUGGAGUCGCUGCUGGAGCGAGGGGAGAAGCUGGAUGACUUGGUCUCCAAAUCGGAGGUGCUUGGGGCACAAUCCAAAGCCUUCUACAAAACUGCCCGAAAGCAGAAUUCCUGCUGCGAAAUCAUGUGACGUGGAGCCCCGGGGUCUUGUGCUCCGGACCACCAGGCCUUCACCCCGCUUCGGACCUCGACUGUGCCCAGGACAGAAAGCAGAACCCUGGGGGGCUUCCCCAGGCUGGGCGGCCUCGGCCCCGAGGGCUUAGGUGACUUUAUCUUCAUCUCGUGGGGGUGCCGAGGCCGAGGCCGGCAUCGCGCCGGCACCCCGUGGAGCGGGGGGAGCGCCGGAGACCCGCUGCCCCCGCUUCUCCUGAGGGCGGCUUGGAGCGCGGGGCGCCCAGCUGCGCCCCCUCCCCUGCCCUCACACCCCUAACACUAGCCAGGGCCUCGGCAUCUCCCCGGGGAGAGGAGCUGCUUGAGGGACCUGGGGGCGGGGGGGGGCUUUUAUGUGUUUGUGUCCUAAGAGUGAACCUGGGGGCGGGGAGGGAAGGGGAGAAGAGGUGCUUUCUCUGGGUGGGGGGGAUGCUUGCUGCUGGGUUAUCACCCAUUGCCUCUCUGGGCAGCUUUUCCCAGAACUGGUGAACUGGGAGCUGUGGUCCAUGUGCCCCCUUGCUGCCCCCCCACCCCCGCGCCCCCCCCCCCCCACUGGGGAAGGGGCAGGGCUGAGCUGGUGACAGGGAGGGGGUCACCUCCGGGCCCCUUCCCUCGAUUCGCAGCACAGGGAGGGGGAGGUGUGGGAAAGAGCCAAGCUGGGAGGGGGGGGUGGUCCUUGGGUAGCCCACAGCCCCCCUCAUUCCCUGGCUGGUGAGGGUUGGGGGUCUGUCCCCCACAUUGUGCGGGUGGGGGCAGCAUCUGAGCACCCCCCCAGUUCCCAGCUGCCAGGCUGGGGGGGGGGGAAGAAAGCUGGGGCAGCGUGGGGCAGGCUGGAAACAGCCCCAGUGCUGGGGCCCCCCGUGACGGCAGGCAGGGAGUGGGGCCGGGGGGGGGCUCAAUGCCUGCCUUGGGGCUCAGCUCCCCGUCCCCUGCUCCUGUCAGCGUGGGGGGGGGCUCGGUGCCUGCCGGGUGAGCAGCAGCCCUCGCUGCCUCCUCUUCCUCCUUUGGAAGGGCAGCAGCUUUUGCUUGAGAUUGUCUAGUGAUUGGUGUCGCCUAUUGUUUCUGUGCCGCUAGCCACAGCGCCUGGGCAGGGAUAAAGUUGUCUUUGGCAGUUGUAGCCCGGCUCUGACUUUUUUUUUUUGUGACUUCCCAGGGUGGGGGUCAGGCCGGGCAUGGCCAUAGGGCCUCCCCCCAGCACCCCAGGCCCACAGGUGGGUGCAGAUUCACUCAGCCUUCUCCCUCCAGCUGUUUUGUUUUGUUUUGUUUUGUUUCCUUGGUCAGUUGUUUUUCCUCAUAAUUUAUUUGCAGUUUUCCCAAGACAAAAACGAAAUCAGAGUCAUCUUUUACACUUACAAGGCUCAGAAAGAAAAGACAAAGGGGUUGGAGGGGGGAAUAUGCCGGGGGGGGGGGGGGGGGGGGGGGGAACGGGACGGGACAGAAAAAGAAUGAGAGAAAAGGGGAGGAGAAGAGAAAAAUUUGGCAACGAUCCACCAGCAUUCAUGGGACAGUAACAGCUCAGCUCAGCUCCUCGACAUACAGCAUUAGCGCUCGAGGUUUGCUCCCGCGCAAAGGGCAUGCAGAAAAAAAAAAAUGAAAUAAAAAUAA